AUGGCGGAAACUGGGGACUUGGACUUGGAACAGCUCUCCGCAAGUGAGCAAGAGGCUUUGCAGCAAUACACCCAGGUAACAAAUCAGGAGCUCAAGGAUGCGAUACCUCUGCUCCAGCGAUCGCAAUGGAACGUCCAAAUUGCCAUCGCCAAGUUCUUUGACGGUGAAGGCCCCGACCCCGUCGCAGAAGCCAUGGCGCAGGACAUACCCAGGACAGCAGCGCGACAUGAGAAUCUGCAGGAAAGCCUCCUGGCCUCUUCAGGUCGCCCGCAGCCGACCCGAAGAGACCGGCCGGACCCCGCCCCGCGAAUCGUCCCCCAGCCGAACACAGUCCGACGGCCGCCGUUCCUCAUCGGGUUAUUGCUGGCGCCUUUCAGCAUCGGCUACAGCAUCGUGUCCAAGGUGUUCCGUACCGUCUUCUACCUGCUCAACUUUCUGCCGCAGCAACUCCGGCCGCGGGCCAUUACUGCCGCAGCCGGCAAUGGUCUGGGAAGCACCAACGGGCGUCGAAUGCUCAUGCCACGCGAUACCGCCGCACGGUUUAAGCGUGAGUUUGAAGAGGAGUAUGGAAACACAGAGCUUCCAUGGUUUGAAGGAGGAAUUGCGCAAGCCCAAGACUUGGCCAAGAAAGACCUCAAGUUUCUUUUAGUCGUGCUCAUGUCGCCCGAGCACGACGAUACGGAUUCUUUUGUACGAGAUACUCUUCUGGCUCCGGACGUGGUCACCUUCAUUAAUGAUCCCGCCAACAACAUCAUUCUUUGGGGCGGCAACAUUCUUGACUCGGAGGCCUACCAAGUUGCUCAAGAGUACAACUGCACAAAAUACCCUUUCUCCGCCAUUGUCUGUCUUACCCCUAAGGAAGGAAGCACCAGAAUGAGCAUCAUCAAGCGUCUAGCUGGACCUAUGCCUGCGUCAACAUAUCUGGCGGAAGCGCAGACUGCCAUUAAUAAGUAUGCGCCCGACUUGGCAGGCGUUCGGGCAGAGAGGACAGCACAGGAAGUAGCGCGAACUCUCAGAAACGAGCAAGAUUCGGCAUACGAACGCUCUUUAGCCAAGGACAGGGAAAGAGCGCAACAACGGCGCGAGGCAGAGAAGGCCGCUGCAGAGGCGGCGCGUAGAGCUGAAGAGGAGGCAGCGGCAGCGGCGAAGCGGGAGGAACAGCGUGAACAAUGGAAACGUUGGCGGGCGACAACCAUCGAUGAAGAGCCACCAGCCGGCAGCAAGGAGAUUGUGCGCAUCGCCCUGAAGAUGCCCGAGUCGUCUGGGGCCGGCAGGCUGGUGCGUCGAUUCCGGAGCGACACAACCAUGGAGGCAUUGUACGCGUUCGUCGAGUGUUACGAUGUCAUGGCGGCAGCAGAAGAUUCGGAGAAGGCUGCACUCCAGCCUGAGGACUACGAGCAUGAGUUCCAGUUCCGCAUCGCGUCAGUCAUGCCGCGCGUUGUGUACGAGCCCAGUAAGGAGGAGACUAUUGGUCAGAAAAUUGGGCGCUCAGGAAACUUGAUUGUGGAGGAGGUAUCACCAGAUGGCGAGUCAGAUGAUGGCGAAGGUUACUCGUCGUGA
Colletotrichum karsti is the source of this 1560-nucleotide messenger RNA. Its product is annotated as ubx domain protein. Gene Ontology annotation, molecular function: ubiquitin binding. The record is from RefSeq and is a predicted model, not a curated record. The transcript is spliced from 2 exons. Bases 1 to 1560 code for a protein of 519 amino acids. NCBI's taxonomy places the organism in Eukaryota, Fungi, Ascomycota, Sordariomycetes, Glomerellales, Glomerellaceae. Gene Ontology annotation, cellular component: endoplasmic reticulum.